AGAAAAACAUUGGGGCUAAACUAGGAAACAUAAUUUUACAAAACUAAAAAAAAAAAAAAAAAGUCUCUCACGCGUCCGUCUUCGGAUAGAGAGAGAAAUGAGAAGACUGACACAUCGUUCCAUCCCACUGAGGAAUAUCGCCGAGCACUUAAACUGCAAAACCUUCCUCAAACCAAUCUCUUCUCUCCCCAAUCCAAAACCGGAAUCACGAGAACCCUCCUCGACCCAAGACCCGUACUCCCUCCUCAAGCAAGACCCGGUAGAAAUCUGCCUCUCCCUCUGGGUCAAAUCCUUCUCCUCUCCUCCCUCCUCCACUUUCUCCAACCUCACAGGCUUCCUCUCCAAAUUCGACCUAUGGAUCCUCGCCUACCAGCGAACCUGCGCUCACGUCACCGGAACCUUCCCGCCUCGCAGCGCCAUCCAGUUCAAAGCCCUCCGCUCGCUCCUCUCCCUCCAGCAAGCCGUCACGCGCUCCGGCGGCAAGUUCCGCUGGAACGACAAGAUGAACCAGCUCGUGAGGAGCCCUAGCGAGAAAGGAGCCUCGGCGAGGAGGAUGAUGGAGUCCGAAGAACCGAUUUUUCAGGACCGUGUGGUUCACGAGGUGCUGUUGAUGGUUGUGGAGCCGUUCUUUGAAGCUAGGUUUUCGAGUAAGAGUCAUGGGUUUAGACCUGGGAGGAAUCCGCAUACUUUGAUUAGAACUGUUAGGAGUAACUUCGCUGGGUACUUGUGGUUUAUUAAAGGUGAUGUUAGUGAGGUUUUGGAUCGUGUUGAUGUCGAUGUGGUGAUGGCUUGUCUUCAGAAAGUUGUUAAAGAUAGGAAAGUCCUCGGCUUGAUCGAGUCUUCCUUGAGAAUGGGUGAUAAUAGAGUGACGAUGAAUCGUGUUGUUGAAGAAAAUGGCAAUGAUGGUUUGGGAGCUAAGAGGCGGAUCGAGCGUGAGAAGAGGAUGAGGACGAAGAAGAAGAUUUUAAACGACGAUGAGCCAAAGCCUGAUCCGUAUUGGCUGAGGACUUUCUACAGUUUUGCUCCUAAGGAAGCUGCGAAGGUUCCUUCUUAUGGCUACUGUGGCAUACUGAGUCCUUUGCUUGCUAAUGUGUGUCUUGAUGAGCUUGACCGGUUUAUGGAAACGAAGAUAGUUGAGUAUUUUAAGCCUUGUAAAGACGAUUCCAUAUGGAAGGAGUCUAUUGAAGAUGGCUGUCAUAACCCUGCCUGGCCUGAGUUUGUUCCCUCCAGUGGGAAGGAGAAAACUAGGAAGAUGGAUUACAUUAGGCAUGGAGGUUAUUUCCUGAUUGGGAUUAGAGGGCCUAGAGAGGAUGCUGUAAAGACGCGGAAGGAAGUCAUUGAGUUUUGCGAUAGAGUUUUCGGUUUGAGGUUGGAUAAUUCUAAGUUAGAGAUUGAACAUAUAAGCAGGGGGAUUCAGUUUCUCGACCACAUUAUCUGCCGUAGAGUUAUUUACCCUACUCUGCGUUACACUGGAAGUGGAGGCAGCGUUGUGAGUAAGAAGGGCGUUGGAACGCUGCUCUCUGUGUCUGCUAGCUUAGAGCAAUGCAUCCGGAAAUUUAGGCGGCUUGCUUUUGUUAAAGGAGACAAAGAUCCCGAGCCUUUGCCUUGUAACCCGAUGCUUUAUUCAAGCCAGUCUCAUAGUAACUCUCAGAUGAAUAAGUUUCUUGAAACGAUGGCUGAUUGGUACAAAUAUGCAGACAACCGCAAGAAGGCUGUUGGGUUCUGUGCUUAUGUGAUUAGAAGCUCUUUGGCUAAACUAUACGCUGCAAGGUAUAGGCUUAAAUCUCGUGCCAAAGUGUACAGCAUAGCCACAAGGGAUCUUAGCCGUCCAUUAAGUGAGAGCAGCAAAAACUCUGCACCUGAGUACUCUGAUCUUCUCAGGAUGGGACUAGUAGAUGCUAUAGAUGGAGUUCAGUUCUCUCGCAUGUCUUUGAUUCCAUCUUGUGAUUAUACUCCAUUCCCUAGGAACUGGAUACCAAACCAUGAGCAAGUUUUGCAGGAGUACAUCAAGUUGCAAGACCCUAAAUUCUUCUGUGAGUUGCAUAGGUCGAUAAAACGCAAGGGCCUAACCUUGCCUCAGGAUGAGAUCUCAGAGGUUGUGUGGGAUUUUAAGACUCUUGGUGCUUGGAGAUCAAAGUGUGAGAGUAAAAGAGAAGCAGAUGAUGGGUUGGAGAAAAUAGACUCACCACCAUGAUUAUAUACCAUGGCCUCUUUUAAAGAGUUGAUCUUUGAUACACCAGAGACAGUAUAUGCAUCUUCCUUCACAUUUAGCCACUGAGUCGAUUCUUAUAUGUUGAUUGGAAGCUCACUGUUAUACUUCAAGGCAUGAAUUUCAGAACUUGGUUCUUUCACAUUAUGAUCCAUUAAUAAUUCUCUGUAAAAAGGAUUCUCUUUAUGAUAUUAAUCAAACUUUCUGUUGAUAUGGAACAGUUUCUGUUC
Molecule: messenger RNA, 2439 nt
Organism: Brassica oleracea var. oleracea
Lineage: Eukaryota; Viridiplantae; Streptophyta; Magnoliopsida; Brassicales; Brassicaceae
Exons: 1
Coding region: 98-2194 (698 amino acids)
Biological process (GO): mRNA processing
Source: RefSeq, a predicted model, not a curated record